Molecule: messenger RNA, 375 nt
Organism: Ustilaginoidea virens
Lineage: Eukaryota; Fungi; Ascomycota; Sordariomycetes; Hypocreales; Clavicipitaceae
Exons: 1
Coding region: 1-375 (124 amino acids)
Source: RefSeq, a predicted model, not a curated record
AUGGGGGGGGCAUCGGACCAAUGGACUUCCCUGUACGGAGUAGACAGAGUCUUGAUCAACUUUGAUGUUCGUCAAUCCCAGGCUGGAAAUGGUGCCGCCGACUCAGAGCACGCCCUCCUCGACAGCAGCAACCCAAAACCCGACCAGGACCAGGCUCUCAUAUUUUGCGCCAGAGCUUAUUCAAACAGGAAAAAGAGACGAGGCACUCGAUCAAAGCACCGCGCGAGUCACCUCCCCGGUCUUGGCGUGCGUCCGUCCCGGUCUUGGAGCCACAUGUUUGGAAAUUGGCCUCCCAACUCUGUUUCUGCUCCCCCGCACCCAGCGACGGACGCCUCCGAAGGAAACCUGAGAUCCGUCGCUCCGGUUGGGUCCUAA